UCAAGCCCAUAGAUCUAUGAUCGAGCCUACAGCUGAGCAUGCCUCCGUUUACCUCGGUCACUAUAGCAACAGGUAUAGCUACAACAUCCGGUUUACGUUCCUAGUUAAUAAAAGCGGAAAACAGCGGAAAAACUUUCCGCUGAGGACAAUUAGAUCAUAUUUAGCAACCAGCUACUUCACAGUUACAAAUACCAAGUUUUCACGAUGGAAACGAUCAGAGGGAGUUUAGAGGACAUUUCCCGACCUGCUUCGAGUGAACCAACGAGCAGCCGUGCGUCCAGAAGAGGUCCUGAUGUUCAGAUCCAGAUGAGCUCUGAGGAGACUGCAACCAGCUCCUCAGCCUGUGGUCCUGACCAAGGUCAGUCUCACUCUGACAUCACGGAUGGAGAUCCAGAAGUACAGAGAGCUAUGGAGGAAAUGAGACGUCUUGAUGAAAUACUGUCUGUAAAGAUCUGCAGAGAAAAAGAAGUCAAGCGUCAGAGGAAAGAGCAUCAAGCCAGACUCUGGCAAGAUCUCCAGCAGAAUAAACCCCAAAGUCACUCUGAAUGUGCUCACGAAGCUUUGAACACAAAGCUGUUUUUAGCCUUGGAAGAAGACAUUGGGAAAGAGGAAGAAGAAGAAAAGGAGGACAGCUAUGUGCCUGUCUUUGAAACCCAGAUUCCUGACAGUGACCGUGAGAGACAACGUUUGGAGCCAAGUUAUAAGAAGCCAGAGAACUUCACAGACUCAUCGGAGACUGGAGAAGAGCAAUGUGAAGACAGCCACUGUGGAGCUUCCAGAGGCAAGAAAAAACAGAGGGACUUUGUCAAGAGAAACAUUGAGCUUGCAGUUGGUGAUGGGGACCAAAUGCUUUUGACCCAGGCUGAGAAACAGCGUCUGGCCGAGCUCCUCCAACAAAUAGACGAAGAGGAAGAGGACGUUGCCAGAGGCGCAGACAGCGAGAAGCCGGGAUCUCUCGUACAGCUCUACCAUAAGCUGCAGCUGCUCUCGUGGUGA
This is a messenger RNA of Platichthys flesus (European flounder), 996 nucleotides long. RefSeq names its product fibrous sheath interacting protein 1 (gene fsip1). Lineage: Eukaryota; Metazoa; Chordata; Actinopteri; Pleuronectiformes; Pleuronectidae. The transcript has 8 exons. The record is from RefSeq and is a predicted model, not a curated record. Bases 205 to 996 code for a protein of 263 amino acids.